AGACUAUCCGGGAAGUAAAUGGAAAUUACCAUUGCUAUAGUGGAUUAUCAAAUGGUUGUUAGAUAUUCUUUCAUUCACCAACAAGUGUGCCAUUCACAUUGAAGGCUAUCCUCGACACACACUAUUGUGUGUGUGUGUUUACACCUGUAACUACGAGCUGGUUAUUUCUUAUGGCAGCCCCAACACCGGAAGAUAUACGGCUGCAAUUCAGGGAUGCGACAACCAGUAACCGCGAGGAGCAUCUAAUUGCUAAUAUGGAAAGGCUGGUCAGAAAUUUGGAUUACACGGCGAGUCUGUUUGGAGACUUAAAUGUGGCAUUGAACGCUGUGAACAAGUGUGAAAAAAAGGCAUCUAAAGUGAUGAACGCUUCCGUUCUGGAUGAGCUGACUAAAUUAAAGAGUAUAGUGGGAGAAAUUAAAAUAAUCAUUUCACACCUGGAGUCUGGGCGGCAAUACAUCGUCUGUAAUACACAAGGUGACGACUCUGCUCCAGCAAUUAAUGAGUCGGAGCAAGCGGAAAUGAGAAACAGCUGCCACAUAGUGGAGAAUCUAAAACGUGACGUCAGCCAUCACCGUAAAGAAUUCGAUGAUAUAAAAAACAGCUUCCUGUCCGAUAAUCAAGUGUACAAUGUACACGGCAGGGUGGGGAACGGAGAUGUCUUGGAGAAGUUAGACAGUCUGGUAUCGCUAUGUGACGUCAUCACAAGUUCGUUUAGAAAGCACCUGGAGUCCCAUACAGAUACAUCUCGAGACAGUGGACUCGGGAACUCUGUCAACAGCGCAGUGUUUUAUGAAACGGACGCUUAGAAAAACAUUAUGGAACUUCAAAGGUAUGAUAGGGAAACAGGUAUUUCUAGCUCUAGCCUUCAAAAUGGCGAUUGGAAUCUAUUGAAGCCAGAAGUCCACUUACCCGUAAGUUCCUUAACAAUCUAAAGGAAACUGCAGCAUAGAUCUUCUACUCAUCAGAAAGCAAUAUAUUUAUCUGGAAUUACGGCUAUACUUCAUUCUGUGUAUGAUUACUGUGUCAGUACAUUGUCUAAAUGAUUAGUACUGACCACAGUGCCUAAUUUAUUUCUGUAUAUAAUUUUUGUAAUAAAAGCAUAUCUAACCCUUUUAAAAACAUAACCUCUAAUAAUAGCUCUU
Molecule: messenger RNA, 1142 nt
Organism: Physella acuta
Lineage: Eukaryota; Metazoa; Mollusca; Gastropoda; Physidae
Source: RefSeq, a predicted model, not a curated record